Molecule: messenger RNA, 864 nt
Organism: Prunus mume (Japanese apricot)
Lineage: Eukaryota; Viridiplantae; Streptophyta; Magnoliopsida; Rosales; Rosaceae
Source: RefSeq, a predicted model, not a curated record
AUGUCUGGAGGAAGUCUCCUAUUUGCUGCUUACACAGUGCUCCUUCUUCUUCUUCUUCUUGUUCCUUCCUCUUGUUCCCAAACAGCUUCCAAUAAUAUUACAGCUAAUAAAGCUCAUGAUAUCUCUGAUUGCAAUCGUUCCUGUGGAAAUAUUAACAUAAGCUCCCCAUUCCGAUUGAAAGGAGACUCUGAACACUGCGGCAACAAAAGCUUCGAGCUAUCUUGUGAGGCCAAGGGAAAUGGUACUACUCCUCAUGCAGUGCUAUCCUUGUUUUCAGGAAAGUAUUAUGUACAAGCAAUCAAUUACAAUAACUUCACAAUCCGACUUGUGGAUGCUGGUGUUCACAAGAUCAAGGACAACUACUUCUCCCACCCACUCUACUCCUUGACCCGCUUCAACUUUUCUUAUUACUCUAAUUAUACAGGUCCUUAUUAUUACAUCCGUUAUUCUGAUUACCCAAAAGCAUUAUCAAUGUCUAUAAUCUUCCAGAGCUGUGAAAAUCCAAUGAAUCCUUCCGAUCACAUUGUUGAAACAGCUCCAUGCAUCAGUGGGGUCAACAACUAUUCUUCUUCCAAUUCUUCUUUCUCCAAUUUAGCAACAUAUUCUUAUUUCAUAACACUUUGGGCUGGGGAUACCCUAAGUUUAAAAAUUUUGGGGGAUUCCUGCAAAAUAACACUAAUGGUUAUGGUGUCCCCUACAACUGAGGAGCACAUGACGUCUUGCAAAGGAAUAUAUAAUGAAAUAGCGCAUGGCUUUGAACUCUCAUGGCUUCGUCAUGCAUGUAUAGGAAAGUGCGGAUCAGGGGAAUUUUGCGGGCUGAACAGCACCGUCAAUGGAAUUCAAUGCUCACCACUAGGAGGUUAG